AUGCCGCUCCUCAUCAUCCUCCUCCUGGUCACUGCCUUGCGAUCAACUCUCAUCCAAGCUGACUGCUCGACUGGUCUGAAAGUGUGCGGUCCAAGCUGCAUUAACGCUGGUGAGACCUGUUGUGAAUCCGAAGGAAUCUUUUCGGUUUGCUCUGGUGUUGCGACCGAUUCUAUGCCGAUCACUGGGACCACCAUCACCACUGCCACUCUCACCCUUACGGCAUCUCUCGAGACCGUUGUUGAUGGCCCCGGGCAAAUCGCACCAAGCGCUUCUCCUGUCGACUCAUCGUCAGCUGCGAACACCCCUGAGGCGACCAGUGUCUGGACCAUUCCUCCGGGCACCUCCUCAACCGACUCGUCGACAAGCAGCAUACAAAGCGACAUCCAAAGUAGCACUCAACGCAGCUCGUCAAAAUCGACCAGUCAAAGCAGCAAUACAACCCCAGCACACUCGACGUCAGCCUCAACCACAAACUCCGUAAUGAGUGAUGCAGCAGCAACAUCGGACACGAAGACCGCUGCUGACAGCCAAGCCACUCACCUGACAUCAGGCGGUCUCAGCGUAGGAACGAAGGCCGGCAUCGGCGUUGGAGCUGCCGUCGGUAUCAUUGCUUUGCUCCUGCUGUCGUACUGCUUUGGGCGACGGCAUCGCAAGGGCGAUCGCGUUGACGACGUGACUGAAGCUGCUCCCUCGUUACCGGCUUACAACGAGAAGGCCGCGGACAUACGCUCCGAUAUGGCGGAGUUGGAAGGAGAGGCCAUUUGCGAACAAUGGUCGGAGCUUGACUCGAGGACUGCACAACGGUAUGAGCUCGACAAUGAGGCUCGUUCGGCGGAGGCGAGAGCGGAAGCAUCUACGAGGUGA
Molecule: messenger RNA, 864 nt
Organism: Cyphellophora attinorum
Lineage: Eukaryota; Fungi; Ascomycota; Eurotiomycetes; Chaetothyriales; Cyphellophoraceae
Exons: 1
Coding region: 1-864 (287 amino acids)
Source: RefSeq, a predicted model, not a curated record